AUGUCAUUCCUUUCAAACAACGUAGAGCCGAUGCAGCUGGACGCCGUCGAAGAUAUUGAACUGUUUGAAGCCAACGAAAUUCCAAACGCCAGUGUCAAUGAUGUACUUGAUCGCUCUGUCGAGUCGGCUCCCUUUGAAGUGGAAUCGUAUGCGGCGCAAUAUUCUGGAUUUGCCAAGCUAAGUCGACUGCUGUACAUUGCCGACCACUGUCCGCCUCUGCAGAUUGAAGCCCUUGAACAGGCGUUGAAGUACGUUAAAGAAUCCACUUACAAUGUCAACGCUUACACAACUAUUCAGCAAAAGUUGGUCAAUGCGCUCACUGCAAGCGGUCAGACUGCUAAAGCCGAACAGUAUCCACUCGACACAGUGUGGAUUGAUGAAAAGUCCAAAAUGUCGCAAAUCUAUUUUGAAAAGCUCGACACUGAUCUGAAGAACUACAAGACCAACUCGAUCAAAGAAAGCAUUCGCCGAGGCCAUGAUGAUCUAGGCGCUCACUACCUGCAAUGCGGUGAUUUAUCCAAUGCUUUGAAGUGUUACUCACGCUCUCGAGAUUAUUGCAUGGGUGAUCAACAACUGUUCAACAUUUGUAUGAACAUAAUCAAAGUCAGUAUCUAUCAGAAAAGCUGGGGCCACGUGAACUCUUUUGCCCAAAAAGCCGAGUCAUCACCUGAAUGUUCUGCCAACAGUACCGCUCAGACGAAGAUUUCCUGUAUUGUCGGACUGCACGAGUUGGUCACUAAACGGUACAAAUAUGCAGCCAAACGUUUCAUGUCUGCCAACAUUGACGACCUCGGCCCAGACUUCUCUGACAUCCUUUCACCAAAUAAUGUUGCUAUUUACGGUGGUCUUUGUGCCCUUGCCAGCCUCGAUCGCUCUGAUCUGCACAAGCACGUCUUCUUAAGCCCUAACUUUAAGCUGUUUUUAGAGCUGGAACCGCAACUGCGUGAAGCUAUUCACAAGUUUUAUGAGUCAAAAUAUCCCGUCUGCUUAUCACUUCUUGAUGAGCUAAAGGACAGCUUCAUGCUGGACAUGUACCUCGCUCCGCACCUCACUGCUCUAUACUCAAAGAUCCGAAACCGUGCACUGAUUCAGUACUUUUCGCCGUACCUGUCGGCCGAUCUCCGACUGAUGGCAACUGCUUUCAACACCAGCCUUCAUGAUUUAGAAAACGAACUGAUGAAGCUUAUUCUCGAUGGGCAAAUCAAAGCGCGAAUCGACUCUCACAACAAGAUCCUGUACGCCAAAGAUUCUGACCAGCGACUGGAAACAUUUGAAAAGUCACUAGCCAUGGGUCGUGAAUGGCAAAUGCGAGCUACUUCGCUAAUCUUACGCGCUGCCUGUGUUCGUAACGGCUUAAUUUUCAUCAAAGCCGGCCCCAACAAUGCAUCUUCCAAAGCCGCUGAAGAGGCGCCGUCUUCUGCUGGAAAUAACGUUGCUGCCUGCUCUCCCUCCAGUCCCAACAAACCUCGAGUCUGA
Rhagoletis zephyria (snowberry fruit fly) is the source of this 1476-nucleotide messenger RNA. The record is from RefSeq and is a predicted model, not a curated record. NCBI's taxonomy places the organism in Eukaryota, Metazoa, Arthropoda, Insecta, Diptera, Tephritidae.